AUGUCAUCAAAUCAAGUUGAAUUUUCAAAUCAACCAGUUGUAAUUGAUAAUGGUUCAGCAAUUAUAAAAGCAGGUUUUGCAGGACAAGAUCAACCAUCUUCUAUAUUCCCAUCAUUGAUUGGAAACCCAAAGUAUAAAAAAGUAAUUGGAUCAAGUGUUGAAAAUGAUUCAUCAUAUUUCGUUGGUGAACGUAUUCAUGAUAUGCGUGGUAUAUUAAAGCUGAAGCAUCCAAUGACACAUGGUGUUGUAACUCAUUGGGAUUGUAUGGAAAGAGUUUGGAAUCAUACAUAUGAACUAUUAAAAAUUCAAUCAUCUGAACAUCCAGUAUUAUUAACAGAUGUACCAAAUAAUCCAAGACUUCAUAGGGAGAGAGCAGCAGAGCUAUUCUUUGAAACAUACAAUGCACCAGCACUCUACUUUUCGAUUCCAGCGAUUCUCAGUUUGUACGCCAGCGGUAAGACAACCGGUAUAGUUUUGGACAGCGGUGACGGUGUGACACAUGCCGUUCCGGUGUUUGAAGGUUUCGCACUGCCACACGCCAUCACUCGUAUCGAUAUCGGUGGUCGUGACAUCACCGAUCACCUCUCGUACCUGCUACGACGCGGUGGCUACAACUUUAACACCUCGGCCGAGCGCGAAGUCGUCCGCACCAUCAAGGAGAAGACAUGCUACGUCGCUUUCGACCCGCAGAAAGAAGAGGAGAUGCGUGAACUCGAUAAUACAACCAGUAGUAAACCAGUACAGACAACCUAUCAGUUGCCCGACGGCAACUUGAUCGAUCUCGGUGCAGAGAAGUUCCGUGCGCCCGAGUUGUUGUUCCACCCGGAUAUCAUCGGUGACGAAUCACCGGGUAUUCACCAGUGUAUCGAUACAUCGAUUCGCAAGUCCGACAUUGAUUUGCGUAAGACGUUGUACGCCAACAUCAUUCUGGGUGGUGGUUCGACGUUGUUCACCGGUUUCGGUGAGCGUCUUUUGCACGAGGUCAAAAAGCUGGCACCCAAGGACGUAAAGAUCAAGAUUACCGCGCCACUCGAGCGUAAAUAUUCAGCAUGGAUCGGUGGUUCUAUUUUAGCUUCACUUACCACCUUUAAAGAUCUUUGGGUAACCGCACAAGAAUACGAAGAUGAAGGUGCUUCUAUUUUGCAUAGAAAGAUAUUGUAA
This is a messenger RNA of Heterostelium album PN500, 1161 nucleotides long. It is a transcript of the gene arpA, whose product is annotated as alpha-centractin. The record is from RefSeq and is a predicted model, not a curated record. The coding region runs from base 1 to 1161 and encodes 386 amino acids. NCBI's taxonomy places the organism in Eukaryota, Evosea, Eumycetozoa, Acytosteliales, Acytosteliaceae. The transcript is spliced from 4 exons.